AUGGCAACGCGCUGCGGAGCUGGGGCGGCAAUGGCGGUUUGGUCGUUCUUACCCGCCCGGGCUGUGGCUGCGUUCCUCCUGUUGGUCCUCGCUCGCGUUUCACAGGCUCAGACCUUCUCACUCCCUUUCCAGCAGCCGGAGACGUGCGGCCACAACCAGUACUUUGAUAUCUCGGCGCUCUCCUGUGUCCCGUGUGGAGCCAACCAGAGGCAGGAUGCCCGAGGAACUUCAUGUGUGUGUCUACCAGGAUUUCAGAUGGUCUCUAGUAAUGGAGGGCCUGCCAUUAUUUGUAAAAAGUGCCCAGAAAAUAUGAAAGGUGUUACUGAAGAUGGCUGGAACUGCAUUUCUUGCCCUAGUGGCUUAACUGCAGAAGGAAAAUGCCACUGUCCCACUGGCCAUAUUUUAGUGGAAAGAGAUGUUAAUGGAACAUUGUUGUCUCAAGCAACCUGUGAGCUCUGUGAUGAAAAUGAAAACUCUUUUACAGUAGCAAAUGCUUUAGGAAACAGGUGUGUCCGAUGUGAACCAACGUUCGUUAAUACCGACAGGUCCUGUGCAUGUUCAGAACCUAACAUUUUAACAGGGGGAUUAUGUUUCAGCAACACAAGGAAUUUUCCUCCACGUAUAAUUUCAACUGUACGUUACGGAGAGCUUGGCAUGUCUUUAACUUCAGAAUGGUUUUCAAAGUAUUUGCAAUCAGCAGCAGCUGCAUGUCGGGUGUAUGCCAGUCUAACAUCUUGCCAAGCUCUUGGAAAUAUGUGUGUGAUGAACAUGAAUUCUUAUGACUCUGCCACAUUUGACGCAUGUUGGCUAUUUCAGUUUGUCUUCAAAAAUACUACUGGACUGGGCACUGUUCAUUCUAUUUCAUUUUGGAGACAGAAUCUUCCAUGGCUGUUUUAUGGAGAUCAGCUAGGAUUAGCACCUCAAAUACUCAGUACUACACCACUUCCUACAAAUUUCAGUUUUAAAGAGCAAAACCAGAAUACAAAACUGAAGUUUGUUGCUGCUUCCUAUGAUAUAAGAGGAAAUUUUCUCAAGUGGCAAACUUUAGAAGGAGGUGUUUUGCAGCUUUGUCCAGACACAGACAUAAGACUAAAUGCUGCUUAUUCUUUUGGAACAACCUACCAACAAAAUUGUGAAAUUCCUAUCUCCAAGAUCUUAACUGACUUUCCCACUCCUAUAUUUUAUGAUGUAUACCUUGAAUAUACUGAUGAAAAUCAACUCCAGUAUAUUUGGGCUGUGCCUGUGUUAAACCUAAAUCUUCAAUACAAUAAAAUGUUUGUGAACCAAGAUAGUAGCUCUGGCAGGUGGCUUCUGACUCGGCGCAUUUUCUUAGUGGAUGCAGUAAGUGGACGAGAAAAUGACUUGGGAAGUCAUCCAAGAAUAAUUCGAAUUGCUACCCAAAUAUCACUAAGCCUCCACCUUGUAUCCAACACAAAAAACGGAAACAUUUACCCUCCUUUAAUUACCAUUGCCUACAGUGACAUUGAUAUCAAAGAUCCAGUCAGUCAGUCCGUGAAGGUUUCUUUUUCAGUCAGAUAUGAAAUGAAUCAAGGAGAAGCACAUGUCCAGACAGAUAUUGCUUUGGGUGUAUUGGGUGGGCUAGCUGUUUUAUCAUCUCUUUUGAAGACAGCAGGGUGGAAGAGGCGCAUUGGGAGUCCCAUGAUUGACUUACAGACAGUUAUGAAAUUCUUGGUGUACUAUGCUGGCGAUCUGGCCAAUGUUUUCUUUAUCAUCACAGUUGGAACAGGUCUUUAUUGGCUUAUUUUCUUCAAAGCACAGAAGUCUGUCUCUGUUUUGCUACCAAUGCCUGUUCAAGAAGAACGUUUUGUUACUUAUGUGGGAUGUGCCUUUGCUCUGAAGGCUCUGCAAUUUUUGCAUAAGCUCAUAUCCCAGAUUACCAUAGAUAUAUUCUUUAUUGACUGGGAGAGACCUAAAGGAAAGGUUCUUAAAGCUGUUGAAGGUGAGGGUGGUGUACGGAGUGCCACUGUUCCUGUAAGCAUAUGGAGAACAUAUUUUGUAGCAAAUGAAUGGAAUGAAAUUCAGACUGUGAGAAAAAUUAAUCCACUCUUUCAAGUACUUACUGUCCUCUUCUUUUUGGAGAUUGUGGGAUUCAAGAACUUAGCAUUAAUGGACUCAUCCUCUAGUCUUUCCAGAAGCCCACCUAGCUACAUAGCUCCUUAUAGCCGCAUUUUGAGAUAUGCAGUGUCUACUGCUCUUUGGCUGGUUAUUGGAAUUGUACAGAUAUCAGUGUUUCUAUUAUCCCACAAAUGUUUUGGAUAUUACAUUCAUGGCAGAUCAGUACAUGGGCAUGCAGAUACUAAUAUGGAGGAAAUGAAUAUCAAUCUUAAAAGAGAAGCGGAAAAUUUGUGUAGCCAAAGAGGUUUGGUACCUAACACAGAUGGUCAAACUUUUCAGGUUGCAAUUUCUAGCCAGAUGAGACAACACUAUGACAGAAUUCAUGAGACACUAACAAAGAAGAAUGGCCCUGCUAGACUACUGAGUACACCAACAAGUACUUUUGAGCAGAGUAUAAAAGCAUAUCAUACAAUGAAUAAAUUUCUUGGCUCUUUCAUCGAUCAUGUUCAUAAGGAAAUGGAUUACUUUAUUAAAGAUAAGUUGCUUCUUGAAAGAAUUCUUGGAAUGGAAUUCAUGGAACCAAUGGAAAAAAGCAUCUUUUACAAUGAUGAAGGUUAUUCUUUCAGCAGUGUUCUGUAUUAUGGAAAUGAAGCCACCCUUCUUAUUUUUGAUCUGCUCUUCUUCUGUGUUGUUGAUUUGGCCAGCCAAAAUUUUAUUUUAGCAGCCUUCCUUACAUAUCUACAACAAGAGAUUUUUAGACUUAUCCGUAAUACGGUAGGACAGAAGAAUUUGGCAUCCAAAACAUUGGUGGAUCAAAGAUUUCUGAUUUAAUUUAUUGAAUAGAUAACUUAAAGACUUAAUCAUGGCUAAAAAUGUCAUGAUAGGUUAGUGUGCCAUAUUUUUCAAAACUUGUAAUACAAAUUAUUCUGCUCUUAUUUGUUUUUAUCUGCAGAAAGAUCUAUUUUUAUAACUUGUGAAUACAUAACUUGCUUUGUGAAUAUAUAAUGUGACAUAGUGGAAAAUAUUCUUUCCCCAUUAUGCGUGAUAUUUAAUUUACUAAAUAAUAAAUUAGCACUGAGAUGAGGCAGAAAAAAAACCCUAAAUGUUGCUUUCAGCAUAACACUUUUAAUAAUAAUCAAAACAGUUCCACCAUUUGUAGAUUAUUUAAUAAACUGGGUUAUGCCUACAUUUUCUCAUAUUGACAAAAUUAUUUGAUUCCAAGUUCAAGACUAGUUUUCAGUUCAGUAUGUUCAUGUUUUUCAUAUUUAGGGUUAAAUAAAUGUUGGAAAAUAUUUUUAAGUUGUCUUAGAAAUUUUUAAUUGUACUUUCGCUUUCUCAGUUUUCUUCAUUGUAAUUGCUAACCCUGUUUGACAAUGGACUAAUUCACUAUUAGAUUAAUAUAUAUCUCCUGUAGUGGUACUUAUAUUCGUACACCUGUUUUAUUAGGUCAGUAUACUCUUUCCAUGAAGUGUGUUUACAUCUCUAAUGUGGUUUACAUUUAUUAAGCUAUAAUGUAUGACAUUUUUCCCAAUAUAGUUUUUAAUAAAUUUUUAGUUACUUAAUAUUUUAAGAGCACUCCUCCAAAGUUUUGCUCUUUAAUUAUGUUUAAAUAUUGUAAUAACAAAUAAACUGUAAAUUUAUCAUGUUAUGUUGACAAGGUGAUUUAUUGAAAACAAACUUAGGCAAUAUAAUUGAAGUAAAUUCUGAGUCAUGUAGCUAAUAAUUUUUCAUGAUCUUUUUCUUUAACAUACUCUAUAAUAAUCCUUUUCAUUGCAUAUAAAGUACUUGAAAGGCCCUUAUAUUUCAAGUGUAAUGGUCAUUAAGCCCCAAAUCAGUAUUUCUGACUGCUUUUUGUGUUAAUACUGUGUAAAUGCUUAAGUGUAAUGCUCUGUAAAUAUUGUUUAUAUUUCUGAAUUGAAAAUAUAUAAUAAAAGAUUUGGUGUUUCUGA
Molecule: messenger RNA, 4025 nt
Organism: Galeopterus variegatus (Sunda flying lemur)
Lineage: Eukaryota; Metazoa; Chordata; Mammalia; Dermoptera; Cynocephalidae
Gene: TMEM67
Product: transmembrane protein 67
Exons: 28
Coding region: 1-2907 (968 amino acids)
Biological process (GO): cilium assembly
Cellular component (GO): MKS complex; ciliary transition zone
Source: RefSeq, a predicted model, not a curated record